Molecule: messenger RNA, 330 nt
Organism: Soboliphyme baturini
Lineage: Eukaryota; Metazoa; Nematoda; Enoplea; Dioctophymatida; Soboliphymatidae
Source: the annotation of a GenBank genome assembly
AUGCCGCAGCGCCGAAACUUCAAUGUGCCUCUGCCUUCACAAGAAUCUGGCUUAUGCAGACGAUAUCGAGAUUCUACCCCUUUUCGAGAGUUUUCCCAGUCUCUCAGCGUUCCACAAGAUCUCAACAAACUGGGAGAUUUCCUGCCCUGGGAACUAGCGCGGCAGCCCCCAAAAUGUACGUUAACGGCCAAACAGUUAACCCAUCUCGGGAACUUACAGAAAUCGUCCGGAAGUUGCAGCCCUGAGGCAACUCCUCAUCUUGGUCUCGCCGCUUCAGCCAUGAACGCUGUCACGCGUCUCGCCAUCAAACGUCCUUUCGUAGCCGAUUAA